AUGGACGGGCGAGGCCGUGCACCGCGAACGGGUGGCGAAGGAACGUGCGGGCGUGGGAGGGCCCCUCUCGGCCACCGUCACGCGGGGAGCAACGGGUACUCCUCCCUGGGGGGGGGGGGUGGCGGAGCCACGGCGGCCAUCUUGAGCCCAGGGGCCCGGGCGCUGCGGAGGCCAGGGCUCACGAGAGAAGGCCACCGCGGGCAGAGCUCGCCGGCCAGGGCCGUUGGCACCCGCACCCGCAGAGUCCCCAGAGCCAGAGCCAGAGGCAGAGUGAGGAGUGCGGCGGUCCCCGCCCCCCAGGCCUCACGCCCGCCCGCCUGUCCGCCCGCCCGGCGGCCAGCACGCGCCCCAGCCCGGGCAGCCGACCAGGCCGCGGCCCUGCGCGGCGGCGCCAUGCGCCUCACCCUCCAGGCCGGGCCGCAGCUCACCUUCCACAUCGACAUUGACCCCGGCCAGACGGUGAGGGCCCUCAAGGAGAAAAUUGAAGCUGAGCAGGGCAGAGAGGCCUUUCCGGUAGCGGGGCAGCAGCUCCUGUAUGCGGGCCGCGUCCUGCAGGAUGACGCUGUGCUCAGAGACUGUCAGAUCCCCGAGCACCACGCUGUGACGGUCCUGGUGGCCAGACCCAAGGCGGCGACCACAGCCACAGCCACAGCUCGGCAGUCCCAGCCUGCCACCACAGCCAGGCCCCCUGCCCGUGCAGCAUCGGCUGGUGCUGGGGCCCCAGCGCGCGAACCUGCCUUGCCCGCCACAUCUCCGCGUGCCACGUCCGCGCCUGCCACUUCCACGCGUGGCACGUCCUCGCCUGCCUCUUCCAUGCGUUCCACGUCUGCGCCUGCCACGUCCACGUGUGCCACGUGCGCGCCUGCCACUUCCUCGGGUGCACCUGCCUCCGUGUCAGCAUUCAGUACAGCGUCAACUCGGCCUGCACCUGCUGGCGCACCUGCGUCACAUCCAGCUGCAGGGCAGUCGGCAGGCCCGCCAGGGGCUCCAAGCCCUACACCAGAUGAUGCCAUCGCGGGACCCUCCUCUGGGGCCCAGCUGUCUGAGCAGGCAGCAAGGGCGCUGCUGACACGUCCGUCUUCCGAGCAAAUGGUCGCCGAGAUCGUGUCCAUGGGCUACGAACAGGAGCACGUCCUUGCAGCCCUGAGAGCCAGUUCCAACAACCCUCACAGAGCCGUGGAGUAUCUUUUAAUGGGACUCCCCGGAGACAGGGCAAGUGCGACCGAGAUCGAGCCCUCUCAUGCCGGUAGCCGCAGAGCUGGUCGGUCUUCAGGGGUGGCGGCAGGUGCAGCGGCUGCGACAUCGGGUUCUGGAGGACACCCCCUGGAUGUCUUACGGAAUGCACCAGAGUUUCAAGUGUUGAGACAAAUCAUUCAGCACUUUCCGUCUUUGCUUCCAGGAGUGCUGCAACGCAUAUGUCCACAGGAUCCUCUAUUACGUAGGCAAUUUAGACAAUUCCAAGAUUAUUUGGUUCACAUGCUAACUGCCCCAGUGGAAGAAGCUGGUGAUGAAGAAGGAGGAGGUGGAGGUGGCAGUGUGGGGACCACAGGAUCAUCAAAGGAUUCUAGCUAUGUUGAAGUAACACCUCAGGAACAUGCAGCUAUAGAAAAGUUAAAGGCAAUCGGGUUUCCUGAAGGACUUGUGAUACAAGUAUAUUUUGCUUGUGACAAGAACUUGGUCUUAGCUGCCAGUAUUCUCUCUGAGCUGGCCUCGGAGGAGGACUGA
Messenger RNA from Lepus europaeus (European hare), 1725 nucleotides. RefSeq names its product UV excision repair protein RAD23 homolog B-like. NCBI's taxonomy places the organism in Eukaryota, Metazoa, Chordata, Mammalia, Lagomorpha, Leporidae. Gene Ontology annotation, cellular component: nucleoplasm; cytosol. Gene Ontology annotation, molecular function: polyubiquitin modification-dependent protein binding; proteasome binding; ubiquitin binding. Gene Ontology annotation, biological process: nucleotide-excision repair; proteasome-mediated ubiquitin-dependent protein catabolic process. The record is from RefSeq and is a predicted model, not a curated record. The transcript has a single exon. The coding region runs from base 1 to 1725 and encodes 574 amino acids.